CUAGUGAUAGCUGUCGAGCGUUGCCUAUCGACAAAGAGGGCGUGACAAUUGAGAUGGAAACUGAUCUCCAACGUGCUCAGCUCGUAGUUGCUCGUUUCAGAGACGUCCAGAGCGGAUCUAGCAGGGUCAUCCACUCUGCCGACUGACAGCUCGCAAUGCUUUCAUAUCGCUUCCUCGCGCUGCUGGACUUCACGUUGACUGCCAGCCCUCCCGCAGCGCGCAUUGUAGAGCUCUGCCACAACCUCUAUCUGCAUAGCUUGCGUGACACUGCAGCAUCUGAACAGGCGCUGUACCGUCCAAUGGGCCACUUCGGCAGCGAUAGCCCUUAUCAUGCUGGCCACACUCCGCCACUGCCUGCGAACAACGAUCCCCGCCUCGUUGCGAAAGCCAAGAAGGUCAGCGGGAGGGACAAGUGGGCAUGGAAUAGCAAGGACCAGCAGCGCGUGGUGGGCAGCGCCUACUGCUUUGCGGAGGGCUUCUUCGGCGCGCCGUGCCAAGCCGGCUACAACGUCGGCUCCACGGCCGAAGCAAGGCAUGUCAGAUGGAACUUCCUCCCCGAGACGCCUACUGCCGCUCUAGGCUCGCUGGUCGGCUACCGAUAUGCAUCGCGUACAGCACAUCUUUCAUGUAACUGGCGGGCAUUCCACGUGGAAAGUCAGAUUUCCAAUGGUUGCAACGUCUUUACGCCCGCCAAGCAGCUCGCGUGGGAGUGGUCGCAGGAUAUCAACUAUGUCACCUAUCAUGACGUGCGUCGACCUUGCCUCCAUACCCGAGGCCUUAAGGGAAACUUGAUGACCUAUAUACCUCUUUGGACGCAAGCAAACCUUGACGCUGCGCGACUCGCAAGCCUGAACGUCGAGAUCUACAUUUCCUCCAGCUACCACACGCUCGCCGACGUGCCCAUGCCGUACCACCCGUGGCGGCACGCGUUCCGGUCCGGCGACGUCGUCCGAUUUGCGUGCAACUACAUUAUCGACAGCUUCACCUGCCCUUCCAUCUCGAGCUCCAACAAGCAUUACAUCUGCAUGCACGGCGACCAGGCGUUCUACCCGCUAGAGGGCCACGGCGUCGGAACAACAGGCACCGUCGACGGUAUAUUCUGGCUCGAAGGCUGGCUGCAGCAGCUUGCGGCGCAUCAGCCGUGCUAGUAUACAGGGCGUGUAGGACGCAGCGGACCUGUGCGAUGGGAAAAAGGUCAACCCAGAGGAUAUAGAGACUGUGUAUUUCUGAAGGUGCUGUUGUAAUAUCGGUUUGCACUGUGCACUGCCCUUGAG
Messenger RNA from Tilletiaria anomala UBC 951, 1274 nucleotides. RefSeq lists its product as uncharacterized. The transcript has 4 exons. Bases 156 to 1148 code for a protein of 330 amino acids. NCBI's taxonomy places the organism in Eukaryota, Fungi, Basidiomycota, Exobasidiomycetes, Georgefischeriales, Tilletiariaceae. The record is from RefSeq and is a predicted model, not a curated record.